GUCCAAAUUUUGUACGAAAGUAAUGAACACCUGAGAGCAUCUUCAAUUUUGCCACUUUACUUUGAUCGCAUUCACAAACUUUGCUUGUGUAAUUCUUGCCUUGUGUCUUUUUUGGUAAUUCUUGCUUUAUAUUACAAUUGCCGCCAUGCCUUCUGCGGUUAAGAAAAGAAAGGUCACGGCGCUUUCUACGAGAAAUGCAACAACUACCAAGAUUCAACCGCUGAGUUCCUUUACUACGAUUUCAAAAGCAGGUACAAAGGAUGGAGCAAAGUCAAUUCAGGAGAAGAAUAAACAAGUGGAUGUGGCAUCGGCGACAGUCACCAAGCCGCACAAACCUACUACGAAUUUGAGGAAGAGAAAGUUGGAUACAGAGGAGGAAUCGAAUGUUAUUGAGCCAGCAACGACUGCAACUGCCACAACUGCGACUGCCAAAGAAAUCGAGAAAUUUCCAUCAAAACCGUUCACUUCAUCGAAAGUUCCACAAACACCGCACAAACUUAUCAAAACAUCCUCAAUCACUACCGACACCCCAACAAAAGGCGCGCGAACUCUCCUCGACCGUCUUCUUCUACAAACCCCAAAAAGACCUGUCCAAAAGAGACCUUCUCUCUCGUCCCUACGAUCUAUUUCAUCGAGUUCUGGCUCGGCGGUUUCGACACUUCCUCUUAAACAUUCACAAACUAGCGCUGAAGGAAAGGAGGAGGAUGCAAGGCAACAAGAGGACUUUGAGGAAUCACUACCCGACGAACUCAUCGAUAUUGUCAACCUUCACGCUGCGCUUCUCACGACACUGACCCUUCACUGCGCCCACAACGGAUCCAAUGCACCCGCAGAUUUACGAAAUCUCUGCCCGGAUGUUGCCAGAGCAUGGGGAAAACGGAAGGUCAUUCUGGACGAUAUCCGUCGGGCUCUUGGUGUCUUGAACUCACAUGUCAAGUUUGACGUAGAAGAUCAAAAUCUUUCUACAAUCACUCUAUCGGAUUAUGGAUCCGGGAAAAUUUGUGUCGAGAUUGAAGCAGGGAAAGGGAGCGGAAAAGGCAACAAUUUGAGGCCUAUUAAUGAAGAAAGUCUUAAUGGAAUAUUUUCGCAAAGAUUAAGAACUCAGUGGGAAUCGAAGGAGAAGGAUGUUGCUAUUGAAGAUUUUAUCAAGGAAUUACCAUUGGAGCCAAUCACACCUUGUUCUUCGCUCGCGAAAAUGACACCCCUCCUCGCCAAGGGUCAACGACGACUUGAAGACAUGAAAGCCGGUAUUGUUGCUAAAAAAGAUCUCAGGAGAACGAAAUCCUCCCCCGCUCUUAUUCAAGCUACGACUUCUAUAGAUGUUACCUCCUCUUCUUCCAUUGAAAAGAAACCUACACUUCUCGAGCGUCUCCGCGCAAAACAACUCAAACAAUCUCUCCUCCCUCAAGCCCCUGCUCCUGCGCAAGUAGCUCGCAAAUCAGCUUUGUCAAGAAUGGAAGAAGUUGUCAAGGUCCUCAGUAUCUUGAGUACGUUGGGAUCAGCUGGUCAACAAAGAAUCUCUUUCACCAUGCCGACUUUAAUUGGAAAAUUGAAGGAUUCGUUCAAGACUCCUAUUUCGAAAGACGAAGCAAUUACUGCUGUGAAGUUAUUAGCGGUCGAGAUCGCACCGGAAUGGGUUCAGUUGGCUAAGAUUGGGAAGAUGGAAGCAGUGGUUUUUGAUAGGGAGAAGAAGAUUGCCGAGGAAAGUGUGAAAGAUAGGGUCAAGAAAGCCCAAGCUGCUUGAACUUGAAAUUGAGUUGGAUACCGAGAACGAGUGGCGGAAAACGUCUGUUUUAAGAUUUUGUAUAUUGUAUUGGUUGAAAAAGAUACCCUUGUUUUGUAUAUAUUAGGAGCGCGAUGUACCAAGGUUUGUUGGUUUUACAUGGCUAGUUGAAGGACACAGGAUACAGGACUGAGGAGCAAUGGACAGGAAGGAAGAAUAGAACUGUAUAACUAGAAAAAUUAUACGCAAUGAAUAACA
Messenger RNA from Botrytis cinerea B05.10, 1981 nucleotides. RefSeq lists its product as hypothetical. The record is from RefSeq and is a predicted model, not a curated record. The coding region runs from base 146 to 1744 and encodes 532 amino acids. Lineage: Eukaryota; Fungi; Ascomycota; Leotiomycetes; Helotiales; Sclerotiniaceae. The transcript has a single exon.